AUGAGCGACUCAGAGGUUCAAGAGCCGGUUGAGACAACCCCAUUGCUAUCUCAGCCGGUGUCACGAAAACCAUACUCUAUAUUCACCAAGGCCCAGAAACACUGGAUUAUCAUGGCUGCUGCUAUAGCAUCGACUUUCUCCCCUUUAUCAGCCAACAUUUAUUUUCCCGCUCUCAACUCUAUCGCUCAAGACUUGAAAGUCAGUCCAUCGCAGAUGAAUUUGACUAUCACCACGUACAUGAUAUGUCAGGGCCUCGCACCUACAUUUACGGGUUCUUUAGCUGACCAGGCUGGACGCCGACCGGCAUAUAUUAUCUGUUUUGUGGUUUAUAUCGUGGGAAACAUUGCCCUUGCUCUACAGCACUCUUUUUCUACGCUACUUAUACUUCGCGCCAUUCAGAGCUGUGGUAGUAGUGGCACCGUCGCCCUUGCAUCGGCCGUUGCCGCCGAUAUCAUCACAUCUGCUGAGCGAGGAACCUAUAUGGGCCUCACAUCUCUAGGAAACAUUCUAGCUCCCUCACUAGGCCCUAUAGUUGGGGGCUUAUUAACUCAAUACUUAGGCUGGGAAGCUAUAUUCUGGUUCUUAGCCAUAAUAGCCUCCGUAUUCUUUGUAUUACUACUCCUCUUCUUCCCCGAGACAUGUCGUGUUAUUGUUGGCGAUGGGUCAAUUCCACCUUCCGGCUGGAAUCGGCCGCUUUGUGAUUGUGUCAAGAUUUCUCGAGUGUCGACAAUUCCUAGCCGGGACAGACACAUUACUAUUCCUAAUCCUCUGCCCUCGCUAAAGCUACUAUUUCGACGUCCCGUUGGUAUCCUGCUUCUCGGGAACGGUGUCAUUUUUGGCAGCUUUUAUGCUGUCAUGGCUGGAAUACCUGCUCAAUUCGUCAAGCUUUAUCAUCUGAACGACUUGCAAGUGGGGCUAUGCUAUAUCCCUGCUGGUCUAGGUUCAUUGCUCAGUGCAACUACCAACGGAAUCUUAGUGGACUGGAAUUAUCGCAGGAUCUGUACUAGGGCAGGUCUCGCGUUGGAGCAAGAACAUAAGCAUCAAGUCCUAUCCUUUCCCAUAGAAAAGGCAAGGCUGCAAAUCGGGUUACCUAUGAUAGUGCUCGCAGGAGGCGCUAUCGCUGUAUAUGGGUCGUUCCUCGCCUAUGGAUUUCCUUUUUGGUCCGUUCUCUUUACGAUAUUUAUCUCGUGCUUCUGUAUCACCGGGGCUUAUAACAUUAUGAACGUGCUGAUCGUUGAAUUGUAUUACACGACCCCUGCUACUGCAAUGGCAGCAAAUAAUCUUGUGCGCUGCUUUCUGGGAGCCGGAACGACCGCUGCGGUUAAUCCCUUGAUCAACAUUAUCGGAACACAGUGGACGUACUGUGCCGUCUCUGGUGCUCUCGUGGCGGUGACUUCUCUUCUUCUCCUCGUGUAUUUCAGGGGCUGGGACUGGCGUCGAGCCCAGGCCGGGUUACCUGUCACCUGUCAGUGA
Messenger RNA from Penicillium subrubescens, 1473 nucleotides. RefSeq lists its product as uncharacterized. Bases 1 to 1473 code for a protein of 490 amino acids. Gene Ontology annotation, biological process: transmembrane transport. The transcript is spliced from 3 exons. The record is from RefSeq and is a predicted model, not a curated record. Gene Ontology annotation, molecular function: transmembrane transporter activity. Lineage: Eukaryota; Fungi; Ascomycota; Eurotiomycetes; Eurotiales; Aspergillaceae.